AUGCACGACUGCCAAACCCUCAAAGAUCUGGCCAGGGGCCACGGCGACGGUAGCCUGUAUCCUGAGUAUAUGACCGUCGCGUCUGCGGUCAUUGCCGUUUCAGCCUGUGCACGGAGUUGGACGCUGCGUGCGCCAGCGCCGCGGCGGCUUGGGCGGGACGCAGUUGGUGGUGAUGACGAUGCCGAUGACGAUGGUGAUGAUGAUGAUGAUGAUGCCGGUGCCGAAAAUGACGAGGAAGUAAGAGAUGAUAGUGUGAUACCUGCCCAUAGCAUACGUGCGCCUCUUGUGGGGAUUUUGUAA
Aspergillus calidoustus is the source of this 300-nucleotide messenger RNA. The record is from the annotation of a GenBank genome assembly. Lineage: Eukaryota; Fungi; Ascomycota; Eurotiomycetes; Eurotiales; Aspergillaceae.